Messenger RNA from Gadus chalcogrammus (walleye pollock), 1887 nucleotides. RefSeq names its product interferon-inducible GTPase 5-like. NCBI's taxonomy places the organism in Eukaryota, Metazoa, Chordata, Actinopteri, Gadiformes, Gadidae. Gene Ontology annotation, cellular component: membrane. The record is from RefSeq and is a predicted model, not a curated record. Bases 247 to 1506 code for a protein of 419 amino acids. The transcript has 2 exons. Gene Ontology annotation, molecular function: GTP binding.
AUGUUGCAAGCAUGGAGAAACACAAACACCAGCUUGUGACAAUUUAAACCGUAGUGUGUGUGUUGUUACAAUCAUUUUUAGAAUGAAUAUGAAUCGAAAAAGUCUGCAUUGUGUACAUGGGAAAAUGAACAGCCUAUUGAUGAACAUCUUAUAGCUCAGUAUGUGACAGAAAGUAAAAUGAGAGCAACAUGACUGUGGUUCGCUUUCUGUGUAGUUCAGUGUUUCUGACCAACCUGUCAGGCGAGAAUGAGUAUAAAGACUGAAUUUUGUAUUUCUUAUUCUGAAAGGAGUACCCUGGAAUCAAAAGUGUUUGAAGAUCUUGAAAAGGCCCUGGAAGACCUUGACUUGGUUUCAGCUGUAUCGAUGAUCAAAAAAAAGUAUUUGGAAGAUAUAAAUAAUAUUUCACUGAAUAUUGCUGUCACAGGACAGAGUGGAGUUGGAAAGUCCACCGUUGUUAAUGCCUUCAGGGGAAUAGACAACACAGAUGAGAGAGCGGCCCCUACUGGUGUGGAAACGACCAAACCUGAGCCUUACCCACAUCCAAUAUACCCCAAUGUUACAUUAUGGGAUCUCCCGGGAAUUGGGACCACCAAUUUCCCAGCUGAUCAGUACCUGGAGCGCUCUGGGUUUGAAAAUGUCGAUCUUUUUAUCAUCGUAUCAGCUGGUCGCUUCAGAGAGAAUGAUGCCAAGCUGGCUCAGGAGAUCAAGAAAAUGGGCAAGAAGUUCUACUUUGUUCGCUCUAAGAUUGACAACAACCUAAGUGAUGCAAAAAGGGGCCAGAGGGAGUACGAUGAAGAAAGGACACUUCAGGAAAUCAGGGAAAACUGCAUUCAAGAACUUGAACAACAAGGUGUGGCGUCUCCUCAGGUCUUCCUGGUUUCUGGUUUUGAUCUCCAUUUGUACGACUUCCCCGCCCUCCAGGACACCAUGGAGAGAGAGCUUCCCUCACACAAGAGAGAUGUUUUGAACAGGGGCAUUCCUAAAGUCUGCAAAAGCAUCAUUAACAAGAAGAAAGAGGUUUUCAGUUCACAAAUUUGGUACUAUGCUUUAACUUCUGCAGCUGUAGCAGCUGUACCUAUCCCAGGGCUUUCCUUCGCUGCCGAUGUAGGGAUCCUGGUCCGUGUUCUUACAAACUAUUUGAAUGGAUUUGGUCUGGAUGAGGAGUCCCUAGUGAAACUUUCCAGUGAUACAAAUACACCUUUAGAUGAUCUAAGGGCAGAAAUGAAAUGUCUUUGUUCUGGACAGAAUGUCACUAUAGAGCUUGUUUCGUUAAUGCUGCAUUCUCUACCACUUCUUACGGGGGAGGCAGCAAAGGAAGGUUCUAGAUGGAUUCCUGUUCUUGGAAUCCCAAUAGCGGCUUCAAUUUCUUACACUUUCAUCACCAGCUUUUUGACUUCUACUCUUGACAGCCUAUCUGUAGACGCAGAAAGUGUUCUGAUAAAGGCAUUGGACUGGACAUUUAGCUCCUUAAUAACAGGUUAUUCUGUAGCCGUUAGCAAUGAGUAACAAUGAACACUUAAACAAAAAUAAAGAAUGUUUAAAAUUGCAAUAGGGAAAUAAGUAAUUAAAUAGUAAGUAAUAGUAAGUGUCUUUGUUCAUGUCUCUUGAGUUUAUUUGAAUUACUGUUGAAACAUGACGCUGGGAAAUUGAUUGAUUCAAUAUUGGUUUUAAUGGCCAUGCUAUGUCCAGGCCGGUUUAAUCCACAGCCGGGACACUAUGAAUACAAUUUUUUCAUUUUAUGCCUAGAGAUUACAACUUUACAAUAUUGCAUUGUACUUACAAUAGCAUAUUACUCUGUCUUUCUCUUUCAUCUCAUCAACAAUAUAUCAUAUUACGAGGAAACUACAUGUUGUAUAUAUUGGGAUAUAAAAAAUAAAAUAAUUUGUU